Hemibagrus wyckioides is the source of this 4629-nucleotide messenger RNA. It is a transcript of the gene pcolce2b, whose product is annotated as procollagen C-endopeptidase enhancer 2b. The transcript has 9 exons. NCBI's taxonomy places the organism in Eukaryota, Metazoa, Chordata, Actinopteri, Siluriformes, Bagridae. The record is from RefSeq and is a predicted model, not a curated record. Gene Ontology annotation, molecular function: protein binding. The coding region runs from base 138 to 1424 and encodes 428 amino acids.
CUCCCUCCUCCAGCGCCACACAGACCUGAUAUUCAGCAGCUCAGCUCGUCCCCCCUUCUCCUCUCCUCUUUUCCUCUGUCCACACUUCAGGACACUUUCUCCAGCCCUACCCACACACACACACACACACACCUCACAUGGCGCUGGACAUGAACACACAGGCUGAUGGGAUCAUGUUUAGGAUCUGCAGCUUUCUGUGCGUCUCCGUUCUGCUGCUCACAUCCAGCGCCUGCGCUCAGACACACCGGAGACAGUCAUUUCCAUGUGGUGGAAACAUAACGGGAGAUUCAGGAGUUAUCGGUAGCCAGGGAUACCCGGGAGUCUAUCCUCCAAACACCAAGUGUGUGUGGAGAAUCACAGUCCCACAAGGCAAAGUGGUGGUCCUGAACUUCCGCUUCCUCGAUCUGGAAAGUGACAACCUGUGCCGUUAUGACCACGUGGACGUUUACAGCGGGCAUGUGAACGGGCAGCGACUGGGCCGCUUCUGUGGGACCUUUAGACCCGGAGCCCUCGUCUCCACGGGGAACAAGAUGCUCAUUCAGAUGGUGUCAGAUGCCAACACCGCCGGCAGUGGCUUCCUGGCAGUGUUCUCCGCCGCUAACCCUCACGAACGAGGAGAUCAGUACUGCGGAGGGCGAUUGGUGAAGCCAUCAGGAACUUUUAAGACCCCCAACUGGCCAGAAAAAGACUAUCCAGCAGGAGUUACAUGCUCGUGGCACAUAGUUGCACCGAAAAACCAGAUCAUAGAGGUGAAAUUUGAGAAGUUUGACGUCGAAAGAGAUAACUACUGCCGCUACGACUACGUCGCCAUCUUUAACGGAGGGGAAAUCAACGAUGCUAAGAGGAUUGGGAAAUACUGUGGAGACAGCCCACCAGCGCCGGUGUUCUCUGAGGGUAAUCAGCUUCUCAUCCAGUUCCUCUCAGACCUCAGCUUAACGGCGGACGGCUUUAUCGGCCACUACAGAUUCAGAAACAAGAAAAUCCCAACAACAACCAUUCCCCCAAUCACAACCACUCAGCCCAUCACCACCAGACUCAUACCUUUAAAGUAUUCAGCAGAGCUCUGUCAACAGAAAUGCAAGCGAAAAGGAAGUCCAGAGACCCAUUUCUGCUCCAGCAACUUUGCCAUCACAGGGACGAUUAUCACAGCGGUGCCACGUGGAGGGAGCAUGCACACUACAGUCUCCAUCAUCAACAUCUAUAAAGAAGGAAACCUCGCCAUCCAACAGGCUGGAAAAUCCAUGAGCACUAAAAUCGUUAUCCUGUGCAAGAAAUGUCCUUCUGUCAAAAGAGGCUUGAACUACAUCUUCAUGGGCCAGACGGACGAGGAGGGCCGUGGCCUGAUCGCGCCACACCACUUCGUCAUGACCUUCAAGACUAAGAACCAGCGAGCGUUUAACAUCCUGAAGAACAAGCGGUGCUGAACUCGCGCUUUCCUCCGUCCUAAUCUGUGUGGUCAAAACCCAGAAAGUGAUUUCCUCCAUUAGGCUUUUUCUUUCUUUCUUUUUUUAAAAAUCAGGACCAAACAACAUUCUGUGGAAGAAGAUAAUGGAGCAGAAACAAAAAAAGGUAUAUAUAAGGAAGGAAAUCAGAAAUAAUGACGAACGACCUCCAGUGCCAAUGCUGAAGGCUGAGACUGAGUCCCGGCUUCCUCUUUUACACAGAGAACACACCCUUAAUGUCCAUCUGUUAAAGUGUGAUUAAUAAAAGCUCCAUUCACUGGGACUAGAACUGUAAAAACUGUAAAAGUUGGAGUGGACUUUUGUCUCUCACUGCCCAGAAGUUUAAUCAGAAAAAAACCCACCAAGAUUGAUCUGUCAAAAAGUCAUUUCUGGUUUAUUUAUUUCAUGUUAUAUAUUCAUGUACACAGUAACAUAACAAUUAACUACACUUUUUACCAUUCAAGGGCUUUUCACACUGCUCUUAACCCCGGGUUAUCGUCACUUUUACCCCCAGGUAGAGGAAUGUCUAACUCACACGUAAUUUAGAAGCAGGUUUUUUUCAGAGGCAGGUGUUUUUCCCCGGGGUUAUGAAUCGGGAUCAGCGGCUUUUCCAGUGUUAACUCCACAUCACGGUGCUGGAGGUGUUACAGUGUGAAACCCCGCGCUGGUAGAAUGUUACGGCUAGUCGUUUAGCAACAGACAACCAAUCAGAAACUGAUCAGCGCCUCUGUGCCUCGUAUCAGGAGAAAACCAGGACGUAGCGACACUUAACAAAAACGACCCUGAUUUAUCCAAUCAGGGUUGUUGAUGCGUGAAUAUUCAAAUUAGAAGGCGGGGUUUAGGAAUGUAGAGUGUGAAACAUCAGAUGAUGAAGAGCCAGGAUUCAGUGUUAACCCCAGGGGAAAGGAGGAGCAGUGUGAAACCUUGAAAAACACAACAGAGAAUUCCCUAUAGUAGAGGGCACUAGGACCCAGGGGAAAUAAUUCAUGUGUGGAAAAUCCCUAGUGUUCAACAAAGUUUUUUUUUUUUUUUUAAUAUUCUGUACAUAGUACAUAGGAAUAAAACACAUAUAGUGUGUCAUAACUUAUUUUCCAAUAAUCCUAGCAGGAUGUACAUUUUUGAUUAUUAAUUUAAGAACGAAACGUCCAUGAAACAGGUCAUCAUCUACAUCACAACAGCUAUAAAGGAUAUAAACUUUACUGCUGAGGAAGACAGGAAGUUAUUGUGCUGUUACCAAGCGCUGACAGUUUCAUUAAAGUCUAUUACAUAAACGUCUCCUUAUAUAAAAUCUCAUUGUAUCAUACACUUACAGGAUUUUCUUUUCCUGUUAAAUAACAACACGCUUUUUAAUACAAGAAGCACACAUCAGUCCAUUUGAGGAUAUAAAAUCAACAAGAAAGAUUAAAUCCUUGUUAAAGUAUUUAUAAAUGAUAUGUAUCAUUUCACACUGUUCCUUAACAGAAAUUUCUUCUAGUUUCUGAAUUCUGAGAUGUUGGACACUAGGUGCUUACUGUACCAUUAAAUACAGUGCUAUAACAAAGUUUUUCUGGAAGGUUCUGGAUAAAAUCAGGCAAAAAAAGUUCAACAUCAAGGCUAAAAUAUCCACAUCCAAGUAAUUUAUUAAUUUGAUGCAAGCCAACAUUCUUCCACUGCAGUUUCGGCAGCACUUAAUUCAGAUCCAACUUCUUCGGCAAUAACCACGUCUUCACUACAUAUAUGUGUACAGUGUAGAUUAUAGGACAGGGAAAAUUUUGCUGUAGAUAUCAGAAAUGUGGAGAAGUGGUGUCAGUGUUGCAUUUUUCAGCCACACAAGUGUUUACUAUGUUGUCGUGAUUCCUUUUCUUCAACACGGACAAAUGUAGAAAAAUCCGAGGUGCAUCUCAUGUGGUGAGUAAAGUGCAAUAAUUCAGUAGCAGCAUUUCGAAACGGUCUCCUUCGGGACGCUGAAAGGUGUCGAGACCUGCGUUUUCUUGUUAAGUGCAUACUGAAAUUCUCAUCCUAAACUAUUUUCAUAUGAAACUGAUUCCUGUUAGUGAAUGUUAAUUUAUAAACGAUUGUUUUGUGACAAUAUCAAAUAAAAAUAAAAAUAAAAAUAAAAAUCCAGGAUCUGGUUUUGUUCUGAUAACUUCUGAUACUUUUACAUUUGUUCCCUUUUUGUCUUAAAUGUCUAACGACAGUAGAACCUCGGAGUAUGAACGUAAUUCGUUCCUAAAUUCUGGUCGCGACCAAUUUAGUCGUAGUCCGAUUUAUAAUUUUUCCCAUAGGUAUACAUACGAACAAUAUGUAACUUUAAAUUUUUUAUGGUUUUUAUAGCACAAAAUAUGAAACAAAGUAUGAAAAAACCUUAAUUAUACAAAAAUAAUACAAAACUGUAAUGGAAAGAACACUGUAUUUUUACAUGGACCUUUCUUACGAAGAACACCACCUUCAUGCUGGCCAAUAAUUUCCAUCCUAAGAUCAAUAGUUAUUUUCUUUAUCACCUUCUUCUAUCACUAUCACGCUGCACUUUCUUAGCGGCCAUGCUGGAAUGAUUUUAAAUAGUAUAAUACAAAUAAUAUCGAGAAAGGAACACAAUAAUGUUCACAGCUACUACGCGCAAAUACGAUCACGACUGAAGACUGAGACUGAUCAAAACUGGGCGACGCACUCGUGUCUUAGUUUAACUGUUAGCCGCGGCUUGGGAUAGCGAUUCCUUGGUUGUACUCCGGAAAAAUGGUGAUAGGAGCAAUUUUUAGGUGACUUUUUGGAACGUAACUCGAUUCAUACGUACUUGGGGAUUUUUGUGCCCCGAGGUUCUACCAUACUGAAUUAGCUGAAAGGUUAAGAUUAGCGUUCGAACUGAUCACGUAGUCAUCAGACAUUUUGAUUGUCUGCCUUAUGGGAUUCACCAAUAAGGUAAAAUUCUGCAGCAUGAAUCUUUCCUUUAAAGGAAAACUAAAGUCAUGAUUUUUCCUCCUAACAAACAAAAAGCAUAACAUUUUAAACAACUCUAUUAAGAUAAAUUCUAAACUAAACUCGAUCAGAUUAAAUCUAACAUUGUUUUUUGCAGCAAGCCGGUCUGAUUAGUCACAUGUUUAAUCUUUGUGAGAACUGGACUGAUGUAUUCACUGGGAUUUCAAUAAAACACAUGCUGUUAUAGAAAAAUGAUCAGUAACAGAUUAUGUGAUGCAGCCCAGUGUGAGUUAUU